Racocetra fulgida is the source of this 651-nucleotide messenger RNA. Lineage: Eukaryota; Fungi; Glomeromycota; Glomeromycetes; Diversisporales; Gigasporaceae. The record is from the annotation of a GenBank genome assembly.
GUUCUCUGGAAGGAGUAUAUGGUCCUAUUUAUUCCUCUAGUUCUUCAAAAAAAUAUGUGCUUCCAUGUGUCGCUGGUUCUACAGAAGGCAAAUAUGUGUCUAACGUUCCUGGUUCUUUGGCAGAAGAAUAUGCGUUUAUUGGUGCUGGUUCCUCAGAAGAAGAAUACGUGUCUAACGUAGCUGGUUCUCCAGUAGGAGAAUAUGUGCUUAACUUAGCUGGUUCUCCAGUAGGAGAAUAUGUGUCUAAUGUCGCUGGUUUUUCAGGUAAAGAAAAUAUGUUUACUAUUACCAGUUACCUAGAAGGAGAAUAUGUGUUUAAUGUUGCUGGUUCUUUAGAAGAAGACAUGUCUGUUGUCACGAGUUUUUUAGAAGAAUAUGUGUUUACUGCUGCCGGUUCUUCAGAAUAUGUGUCUCCUGCUGUUGGUUCUCCAGAAGAAGAAUACGUGUUCGACAUUGCUGGUUCUUUAGAAGAAUCUUCUACCACUGGUUUUCCAGAUAAAAAAUAUGUGUCUAAUGCUUCCGAAAAUGAACAUUCCACUUUAUACUCUGGAAAAAGAUUUACAUCAUGGGAAAUCUGUAAAAAUUUUAUUAAUGAUUGGGCUAAAAGACGUAGUUUUUAUUUAGUUAAGAAUCGAGUUACUCGUGAGGAUG